Messenger RNA from Menidia menidia (Atlantic silverside), 5010 nucleotides. Lineage: Eukaryota; Metazoa; Chordata; Actinopteri; Atheriniformes; Atherinopsidae. The record is from the annotation of a GenBank genome assembly.
AUGUCCAAAAAGAAAAGCAGGUAUCAUGAGACUCUGGAAAACACAAAGACCAACAAACCUAUGCCCAAGAAGAGUGGAAAGGACUUUGCAUCGUUAAUACCUGUAUGUGAUAGGGUAAAACAGUCUGGCAGCAGUGUGGCUAAAAGCAGCGUGAGCCGUGAAAAGAUCAGCACCCUGAGCAGUAAAGCGGGAGACUCAACAGCAAGUGGCAGUAAAUUUGGUGGUAGCAGAAGUAGGCUGAGUCACCAAAGCAACGUUGGACACCAGGCUACUCGACAUGGAUCCCUCCCAGCCAGACCAACUGUCCGCCUGCGUGGCAGUCAGAGCUUCUCAUCCCUCCAAGCCUCUUCUUUGUCGGCUGCCCCAUUCAUGAGAAGCAGUCGCUCGCUCAGCAGACUUGACCAAAGAGCCACUGAUUCAGAUAGUUCACAAGUGAAGAGAGGGCAAGCCACCGGAAAGAAAAUUCUGGAUCCUCACCGUCUUUCAUCCUCUGUGGGGCAAAUCAGCAACUUCCUACAAUCACAGACAUCUUCCUCCUCAGUUGUUUCUACCACUGCGUAUGAUCAUCACAGUAAUAACGAAAAAAAACAGACUAAAGAUGGGGUGUACACACUUUGUGCAAUGACCUCUGGGAUGAGACGCAACUGGGUCCAAGCAGUGUUGAAAAAUGUGCGACCCAGCGUCACACAUGAUGCCACAAGCUCUCACACGGAGCAGUUUGAAGAGCACACAAACGGUGAAUGGACAGAAAACUCACAUCAACAGCAGCCAGAAGGAGAAAAGAGCUUGGCUGUAGACUCUUUACCCUCUGAUCUCCUUGUUUUACCCCCUGCCUCACCUGCUGGACCACACAUUAAUCCCUCACCCCAGGCUGAGGACAGCGAAGGUGCUCAUCCAUGCCAGCUUAAUCUUGAAUCUGGUCUGACAGAUUCAUCAUCAUGUGCUGAUGGAUAUCAAAGUGACAGUUCUGCUUCCACAGUAGUCCUAGCAGACGAUGAAUUUAAGAGCUGUACGAAUUCAGAAAGUCCAGCUGAGCAGCCUCUGCAGCCGGGCGCACAAGCACCCCAGAGAGAAGACCAGCUGGUAUCAAUUAACACCACUGUUGACUAUGAAGAAACACUGCCAUAUGACCAGCAAACUGGGCAGCUCGUCAAAGAGCUGGAACAAACACAGAGGGAGCUGUGUCGAAUCCAGCAGUUAAACAGGAGCCUGCAGGAUGAGCUACAACAAGAGCGAGAGGCUCAUUCAAGGAAACUCUUUUUCCCAAAGAAUGACACCAGUUCACCUCUGGAGCAAUCUUUGGCCCUACAGCAACUGCAGAAGAUGAACCACAACCUCCGCAUGGAGGUGGAGGCUCUAAAGAGGAGCCAAGAGGAGGCCCGAGAAGCUGAACUGCGGCGAAGAGUUGAUCUCCUAGCUCAACAGGCGCAGCUGCUGGUCACAGGUGACGCCACCGCCCUUGCACAACUCCAUCUAGAGCAAGAUCGCCAGCAAUUUCAGGAGCAGCAGUUGGAGUGGGAACGUUGUAUGUCCUCCCUGAAGUCCCAGCUCAACGACAGCGAUGAGAAGAGGAGGCACGCAGAGUCCCAGCUGGUACAAGUACAGCAGGAGUUACAGAGUCAACAGAGUCUUCAGCAAGAGGCUGAGCAGCUGAGGAAACACCUCCAAGAUAUGUCGGCUCAGUUACGGGCUUAUGAGGAGGCCCAGGCUGACAAAGAGGCCCGGCUGCAGAAACACCUCACGCUCCUUCAGGCAAGUCAGGAGAGGGAACGUCGGAGUUUGGCCGCCAGCCUGGCGCAGGCCGAGCAACAUUCCAAAGACCUGCAGGAAAAACUGGACAGGACUGAGCAACAGGUGGAGAACCUGAGCAGGAGUGAGGCAGUGACCAGGGAAAUCGAGGAGGCGCAGCAGCAGCUGCAGGAAGAGUUAGCGUGUACCGUAUCGACUGUGCACCGCCUCCAGGAGGACAGGGAGCAGCUCGGCCAUCGUUGCCAGGACCUGCAGAACCAGCUGACCGAGGCGGACAGGGAAGUGAGCAGGUUACAGGAACGAUUGAAAACAGAGGAAACACACUACUACAAUUUGGAACACUCGUAUGAGAGAGUUUGUGAGGAAGUGCAGGUGGCAUCAGGCAAAGUGCAGCAAAGGGAAUCUGAACUACAAGACAUACGAGAAGGUUAUGAGAGACUCCUAGACAGGAAGGAGCAAGAGCUGAGUGAAGUGUUGUUAAAAAUGGAAGUCUUGGGUAAUAGUUUGGAGGAGACAGAGAUGAAACUGAGUGAAGUUAUGAAAGUGUGCAGGUGUAACACCUCUCCGCUGAGGGAUGAUUCUUUGGAGCUCGUGGAGCAGGAAGAGGGACAUCAGCAAUCACAGGAGCAUUUGACUGCAAGUGAAAACAGUGGCAGUGACUCUCAUGGAAAUGAAAGUGCUGGCUCUGGAUCAAUAGAAACACAGCAGUACAUCGCCACAGCAGAAGAUGAUCCAGAAAAGUUUAUGUCCGUGAUCCAGUUACUCGAAACCAAGCUGUUCAUAACAGAGGAGAAACUGAGGGAUAUUACCCAGAGACUGGGCGAGCAUCAGAAUGACACGGGCUGCCAGGAUCCUCACCUCUGCUCUCAGUUGACUCAGAGCCGAGCAACUGCCCAGCACCUGAGUCUUCUGCUUCACAGUCAGGCCAAGCAGAGUCUGCGCUUUGCUCGGGAGACAGAGAAUGGCAGCAGGAUGCUGGUUGGUAGGUUCCAGGUAGCUCUGAAUAUCAUACAAGCCUGCAGAGAAAGGAUUCAGGCCACCGCCGUUGACAUACCAGACAUUGAGAGGCAAUUAGCAACAGUGGCUGCAUGCCUUCAGCAGGGGGAGAAAGAGGCAGAGAGAGUCCUACACGACUCAUACAAUUUGAGCAAAGAAGAGGACAAGAUCCUUAGUGAUGAGAAACUAGCAGGAGCUGAAAGGGACAUCACCUCUGAACACACAUACACACAAUACGUACACAACAUGCUUGAUGCUGGAACAUGGUUGAUGAGGGAGCUGUUUGUGGUAGAAAAGAUGGUGUGUUUCCUUCAGAGUCGAAAUGAUAUGAGCCUCCUAUCGACAGUUUCAAGAGAGAAAGAUGUCACAGAGGGUUACAAAAGUCUAAUCUCCCAAAGAAUAGCUCUAAAGAUAAAAGAAAGAAAGGAUUCGGGAAGAUCAGACUGUGGAAAUGGUGAACCUUUAGACAGGCUAAUCGGUCAAGUCUGUGCUGAGGCAGAGCUGAUUUAUGCUGCCCUAAAACUUCAGCACCAAUACGAAAGCAUGACUCGAGAAAGUCAUCCAGAGGUGGAGAAUCAGAGAGAAGGACUGGCAGAUAUCAGUCCCUCAGAGUUGACUCCUUAUGAUGGCCACCAGACUCAUGACAAGCUUUAUAAUUUAGGGCAAGCGCAAAGUUGGUUAGAGAAACUUGUAUCUCGUUUGCAAAGGAGAGCUAACUUCUUGCGCCACAUCUAUCACGAGAUUAACAGGGAAGACGGGCCAGUCAGUGAUGGUAGUCUGGAUUUUACCGUGGACAAUUCUUCUGCAGCUAAUUUAAGAUGCAUUCAGGAGCAAGUUAAAAUCAUUUAUUUGUCAGAUCGCCUUUACUUAGAUGUAGAGCAUGAGUUUCAGCAGAGUGAAAUGUUACAGAAAAAACUGCACGCUCUUUUAGAAGAGCAGGACAUCAAAUUAAUGGCUGAGCAGGAAGCAUUAAAUCAGGAAUUAUAUCAGCUUCAGGAGCACAACAGUGAGCUAAAAGAGGAACUCGAGCAGGCUGAGCAAAAGAUUAUAUCAGUAGAGACUGGGAACCACAAACUCCUUGAAGACAUACAGAAAAUUGAGGAUUAUCACCAGGAACGGAUGCAAAAACUGGAAGCUAAUUUCCAAGAGAAAAUAAAGGAACUGCAGCACAUCCAUGAAGAGGAAAUGAAACACCUACAUGGCUACUACACCAAGUCUUGUGCAUCAAAAGAGAAACACCCCAAAUCCGAAACAGAAGCACCCAAUUUCACAGAGGGAUCAAACGGCUCCCCUCUGUCAGAGCAGUCCGCAACAGAGACUACAUCCAAGGACCUUGACAUCCAAAUGAUAGAAGCAGAUGCAGCUGCCAUGAGAGAAGCUUACCUGAAAGACCUUGAAAAACUUCAGGAAUCACGUGAUCAGGGGUUUACUGCUAUGGAAGAAAUGCACAGGAAGCUGAUAAAAGACCUUCAGCAGCAGCAUCAGAAGCAGGUUGCUGAACUUCUCAGAGAGAAAGAUCAGCUCCUGCAAGAGGAGACAGCUGCCACCAUGGCAGCCAUUGUAGCAAUGCGGAGGGCCCAUAAACAAGAGCUGGAGAGAAGCAAGCAGUCUCAGCACAUCAGGGAGAGUGCCGACGUCACUGAACUACACCGGGAAUACGAGAGGGAAAUCCAAUUAUUGCAUAAGGAGCUUGAGGUGUUGUCCACUCAGCACACAGCAAAAUGCCUGGAAAACUCUCAGCUGAGCCAGGAGCUACGGGAUGAGAGAAAAUCAGUGACGCAGUACCAAAAAGAAAACCAGGAACUCAGAAAAAAGCAGAGAGAGAUGGAUGAGGUGUCACGGCUACACGAGGGUCAAUCACCUGCUGCCCAUCAGCUGAAUAGCCACCAGACGGAGAUGAUUAUGAGCUCAAAUAAGGCAGAAAUGCACUUUCUCAGACAGGAAGCUCGUUCUCUCAGAGAAGAGUUGGAGCUAGCUCGAAUGGACAAAGUGUACAUGGAGAAGAAGCUCAAUGCUGUCAGCGUGAAUAACCACAAUGUAGCCUAUCAGCGUGUUAACAAAGAUUCCAAGUUCGCCACCUGGUCUCCAGGCAGAGAUGCUUCUCGACACAACCUUGGUGACUCAGUGACAAUGACAAACAAUCCUACUUUCACCAAAAAGACGGAGAAACCUUCCAUCAUGCGUCAAAUUAGAGGAAUUAGAUCAAAGAGUCUAAAAGAUGGUCUUUCUCUCCAAGAAAGACUGAAGAUGUUUGAGUCGUUCUGA